Messenger RNA from Thecamonas trahens ATCC 50062, 1647 nucleotides. RefSeq names its product transducin family protein/WD-40 repeat family protein. The record is from RefSeq and is a predicted model, not a curated record. NCBI's taxonomy places the organism in Eukaryota, Apusomonadida, Apusomonadidae. The coding region runs from base 1 to 1647 and encodes 548 amino acids. The transcript has a single exon. Gene Ontology annotation, molecular function: protein binding.
AUGAACCUGGUCUUCAACCACGGCUACGCGCUGUAUGUGUACGCUGUGGCAAACAGUGACGAUACUGCAGCCACAGUCGCUGCCGCAGAGGCCGAUUCCGUUCUGACCGCUGCCGAUCGGGCUGGCGAUGCUCUGCACCCACCGUCGCCGCCGCGUGGCGAUGCCGCCGCCGCCGCUGCGCCCGACGACGUUGCGCUCGCAGACGAACCCGCAACCGCCGCCGAGCGGGUCGACUCGGAACCACUCAUUGGCGCCGGCCACCACGAGGCGCGCGAGCCGGCACUGCUGCACGGCUCUGCGCCACGACUGGUGGCCAGCUGCGUCGACACGCUGCGCUUCCGCGCCUUGCCUACCUGCCACGCCGCGCUGGUGAGCAUGCCGGUCAUCACACCUAUGCCGGCGGCCGCAGUAGUAGGCGGCGAGUCCAGUGUCGGUGCCGCGCCUUCGGAGCUCCGGCUUUCGUCGGCACUGCCUGCGUCGCUUCCUCGGACGCUGGCCACACCGACCGAGCCCGAGUCACUCGGGCCGGUGGCGGCGCCGGACAUGCCGCCGCCGCAUGCGGUGCUGGCCUCGGUCGAGCCGCCCGACGCCGCCCCGCUCAUUCUGGGGUUUUCCACAGGCGAGAUCCUAGUUCUUCACUCGCUCUCGCCACCGUCGUCGACACUCCUCAACAAGCUCGCUGCCGCCGACGGCACCGCUGUUGUCGCCCUCGCGGUCGUUCCAGGCUCGGGCUCAGAGGCUGGCCCGGCCGACCACUUUGUCGCCGCGCAUGCCUCGGGCGCGGUCUAUGAGUACACACUCUCCGGCCAUGAGACCUCGUUCCGUGGCUGGAGUCCACCCAUGGACCUCGGGUGCGGCGUGAGCGUCGCUGACGCGCGCUCGUCGUCGCGCACGCCCUGCGUCAAAUGGCGCUUUGGCGACGAGGGCAUCGCCGUCUCCAGCCUCGCCUUUGCGCCCGACGGCUGCCACAUUGCUGUCGGCCUUGCCUCGGGCGCCUUGCACGUCGUCGACUUUUGCAACCGCAAGCGCCUCGCGGGCUGGGCUUCGUACUUUGGCUCGGUCGAGUGCCUCGCCUGGUCACCGGACUCGGUCCUUCUCGCCGCCGGUGGGCAGGACGACAUGAUCACUCUUUACAUGCCGCAUGCCGGCGGAGGGCUUCCCGUCCUCCGCUGCAUGGGGCACCAGUCGUGGCCGUCGGCGCUCGCCUUUGACUCGGCCCCGCUCGAUGGCGCCUACCGCCUCCUCUCCAUCGGCCAAGAUACUUUGCUUAUGAUGUGGGACCUGCCGGCCGCAGACAUGGACGCCGUGGUCGAGAACGCCGCAGGCAGCCUCCGAAACCGCCCGUUUGCCCAGGACUGGCUCACGCCCGCCGCACCCAUGGACGACCUCCUUGUCCUGGAGCCGACGCUCUCUCACGACGUCGCCGCCGCCCCGCUCACUGGCCUCGCCCUCACCAGCCAUCACGUCGUCACCGCCGACGACUCGGGCACGGUCCGCCUUUGGCUCCGUCCGCCGUCCGCCGUUGCCGCCGCCGUCGCUCCGCCUGCACACCACGACGCCACCGCCUUUCCUACCCCUGUCCACUCGCCUGACGACACGCUCUCAAACUCGAUUGUCUCACCGACCAAGGUCUCGCUCAUGUGGUGA